Tripterygium wilfordii is the source of this 1288-nucleotide messenger RNA. RefSeq lists its product as uncharacterized. The coding region runs from base 400 to 1050 and encodes 216 amino acids. The transcript has a single exon. The record is from RefSeq and is a predicted model, not a curated record. NCBI's taxonomy places the organism in Eukaryota, Viridiplantae, Streptophyta, Magnoliopsida, Celastrales, Celastraceae.
UUCACCAUACAGUCAGUACUGUAAAUGGUCUUUUGUUUGGUUUUGAAAAAAGUGAGAACUUGAAAACUAUAAAAAUGGAAAGAACGUUUAUGUCUGCAUAGAUUUCACACUGCCAUGUGCUGUACUCAGAGUUGCAGAUAAGAACAAACUAUUGAAGUUGAAUAGAGAAAAGUCAGAAAACAGAAGACCCAGCUGUUUGUUUGGAGGGAAAGAGAGGGAUAUUAGUGGAAAAUCUCACACAAGAAGCUUGGGGAACUUCCUUCAAUCUUCUGUAGAUUCAUUUCCUUUUGAUGGGUCUGCAACAAAAUCACCAGACACAGAAAAUUUUGUAACUUUCUGUCCUUCUCUGAAGUGGGUAUUCCUUCCAUAAAUUAUCUGCUACAUUUUUCUGAUCUGAACAUGGUGAAACACACAUUGCUUUGUGUUGCAGUCUUUGUUCCUUGUCUACUAUUUCUACUCACUUGUUCCACAAAUUUUUGGUUCUCUUCUCUGCUUCUCACAAUCCCUAUUUUGAUUAUUCCAACAACAGUUUUUCUAUUCAAACCCACAAAGAAAAAAGUUACUGUGAGUGAAAAUCCAUCUCGAGAUGAGCAAGUCAGUUCCAGACCCAUUUCUUUUCCUGAAGAGAGAAUUGAAGAUGAAAGUCAAGUUUCCCAGGAAAGUGAUGGAGAUGGCAAUAUGCUUGAGUACCAAGUUGACUCACUAGAUUUUCCAUCAGACAGUGAAAGUUCUGAUGAGUUGUUGACAAGUGAAGGCAUUGAGCUCAACUGGGUUGGUUCCAACAAUGUUGGCCAAUUUCUUGCAAUCUCUGAAGAAGAAGAUGAUGGUGAUGAUGAUGAUGGUCUCAUUGAAAUCAAUCUUCCAGGGAAUGAUUUGAUUGAAGGGUACAAGCAAGACUUGGAAGAUUUCUUGCCAGAAUCUGUUUUCCAGCAGCAAGGUCUAAUGGAGCUAUUGGCAGAGCUUAAUAAGGUCACAGAAGAAGAUAACCUUAUUGAAAUUGACCUCUCCAUGGGCUCUAUUAAGUGUCCAAUGUUUGAAGUUGAAGCAUAAGAUAUUCAUGGGCCUUGUUUUGUUUCUUAUAUUAUAUUUUCUUCUAGCAUACACUAGACUAGACAAUCAAAAGACUGAAAUAGUCCUUAAAACAGUUUUUGAUGUCCUUGUGUACUAAAUGAGACAUCCCUGAGUUUAGUCUAUGAUAUGCAAAAGGAUGUUGUUAUUGACACCCCUCCUUAUUUUGUAAACUCUCUUUUUAGAAAGGUCACUAUGACAAAGUUAUCAAUCUUGUCAA